AAUUUACGUUUGGAAAAUCAAUUUCCUGUGAUGUGACCGCCGCCAUGACAGAUGUUCCGUCGAUGCUAGCGAGGCAAGAAAAUGGACGCUUCCGGUCUCCAACCGACUUCGCUUACAGCGGCGGCUAAUUCGCUCACCCUUUUGUUAUAAGACACUCAAAUCUAAAUGCUACUAUUUUCUUCGAAGGGGUAGUUCGCUAAUUGGACAAGUUACCGUCGUCAUUUCUUAACGUUUUUUUUGGUUUAGCUUGAGGCCAGUCGCAACUGUUAGCCGGCUAAAGUACGAAGCUAGCGCGACGCCUCUGGUAUUAAUAUUUGUUUGAUAUAUAUAUUUCCCCCAACAAACAGACAACGCUUACAGUGACACAGGUUUCCGCCGCUAAAGGUAUAAAAGGGACAAGUGGUAGGAAAUGGAUAGAUGGAAUGGACGGCCUGGAUGUGAUCAGAAGGUGCCGGGGAUGGAAAGGUGGACGGCUUCUGGCGAAAUGCUCCCUUUUGACCCAUAUUUUAGCUCUGAAGCAAGAAAGAGACCUAUUUUUUGUGAUGAAACAGAAGAGCCCAUGAGGAAGAUGCCCAUGCCCGAGUUUGGUUCCUGGCAUGGAUUUGAGCCUGUGCACUUUGUGAGCAGCGGAGGAGGAGCAUAUGGCGCUGACGAGAAGGGGAACGAUAAGGAACCCAGAAGGAGUGAUCCGUACGCCGGGUGGGACAGGGAAUAUCCACACGCUUCUCACAGCAGCAGUGGCAGAGCUCAACGCUCCUUCCUUAAUCCUGCUUUUGACCAAGUACAGCCAUACACGUCUGACUCUUGGGGUUCCCAUAGGGAUCGAGGCUCGGAGAGAAACUCUGGCGCCUCUUUCGGUGGUGCAGUUGGUUUAGGUUACGGGGGCCACGGAUCCUCAUCAAACUUAAUGACAAAGAUACAGCAGGAGUACUCAAACAAGUAUGAUGCCCGCAGUUCUCAAAACUUAGAUAUGUACUCGCAACCACACAGUUACAAUGAAUACGGGAGAGGGAACAGACCGGACUCUGGACGUCAAGGUUUAGGGUAUGAUCACCAGGACCCCCAAUCAUCCACCCGGCCUCAUAAUGAUCACCAGGACCCCCUAUCAUCCACCCGGCCUCAUAACCGAGCAUCUACCACCUCUCAGCUGGGGGUUGCAUCGCAGCCCCUCCCUAUCUCUCAGGGCACACUAGUUGAGAAGAAAUUAGAUAUGUACUCACAACCACACAGUUACACCACCCGGCCUCAUAAUGAUCACCAGGACCCCCAAUCAUCCACCCGGCCUCAUAACCGAGCAUCUACCACCUCUCAGCUGGGGGUUGCAUCGCAGCCCCUCCCUAUCUCUCAGGGCACACUAGUUGAGAAGAAAUUAGAUAUGUACUCACAACCACACAGUUACGCCACCCGGCCUCAUAAUGAUCACCAGGACCCCCAAUCAUCCAUCCGGCCUCAUAACCGAGCAUCUACCACCUCUCAGCUGGGGGUUGCAUCGCAGCCCCUCCCUAUCUCUCAGGGCACACUAGUUGAGAAGAAAUUAGAUAUGUACUCACAACCACACAGUUACGCCACCCGGCCUCAUAAUGAUCACCAGGACCCCCAAUCAUCCACCCGGCCUCAUAACCGAGCAUCUGCCACCUCUCAGCUGGGGGUUGCAUCGCAGCCCCUCCCUAUCUCUCAGGGCACACUAGUUGAGAAGAAAUUAGAUAUGUACUCACAACCCCACAGUUACAAUGAAUACGGGAGAGGGAACAGACCAGACUCCGGACGUCAAGGUUUAGGGUAUGAUCACCAGGACCCCCAAUCAUCCACCCGGCCUCAUAAGGAUCACCAGGACCCCCAAUCAUCCACCCGGCCUCAUAAGGAUCACCAGGACCCCCAAUCAUCCACCCGGCCUCAUAAUGAUCACCAGGACCCCCAAUCAUCUACUCAGCCUCUUAACCAAGCAUCUGCCACCUCUCAGCUGGGGGGUGCAUCACAACCCCUCCCUAUUUCUCAGGGCACACUACUUGAGAAGAAAAAGCUCAUUGCCAGUUUGGCUUCUGCAUUGACUAGCGAACUUAAGGAUCCUCAGUUCGUCAUUUCCACCAACACUUCAAAUUACAGCGUCUUGCUGAGUCGCAGCAUUCAAACGUGCAAGACCAACCCGCAGUACACUUACGUCAAUCUGAAAGAUAUUCCUCAGGCCGACCUACCCAAGAACCGCAAAGUGCCGGCGGAAGGCUAUGCCUGUGAGCUGAGGUUUCAGGGUGUGUAUCUGGCCACAGGAUACUCUGGAAGUAAAAACGGCGCAAGGGACCGCGCCUCUGAGUGCGCUGUCAAACUUUUUAUGAAGCCUGUGACGGUCUGUACGGUGUCGCGCAAGUACUACCACACAGUGUUCAAUGACCUGGUUGUGCGGCAUAGGAACUGCUUCACUCCUUCCUUCCCACCUGCCCUUGGGAAACCAGAGAACAUCGGAUACCCCAGCUUUAAGGGCCCCUACGAGCCCGACAUGACGAAGCACUGGACAGAGUUUGUGGUUCAGGAGAACGCCCAAGAUGCCAUCUGCAUACUCAAUAACUCUGCAGCCUUCUGUCAUAUGAAGGUAGACUACAAGUUUGAGCAGCUGCCCAACGCUUCGUGGCUAUGCAGCGUUUAUGUGCAGGAUGAAAUGGUUGCACAGGCCACUGGAAACAAAAAGAGCUCCAAGCAUUUUGCGGCAGUAGACGCACUAGAAAGGCUACGCAAGAACCAGGCGUCACGCCAACCCAAACACCCCCACCAGAAGCAGCAGCAGCAAAAAAAGCCGCAGGAGACAUGGAAAACUGAUAUGUCGGUGUCAGGUUGGCAGUUUCGACAGCGUGGCUCAAAAAAUAAACAUCUGAGUGAGUUGGUUAUAUUUGAAAAUUCGGACAAUGCCAUUUGCAUCAUCAACGACACGGCUCAGUUUAACAAAAUACCAGCCGACUACAAGUUCACACGCGAACCCGAUGAUAACUGGAAGUGUGAAGUCUUCCUGGCAGGACAGUUUGUGGCAUCAGCUGUCGGAGCUAAAAAGCAGGUUAAGCACACUGCAGCAGAGGAGGCCUUGGCCACAUUGAAGCAGACGCAGGCCGUGGUCAAGUCCAACCUGAGAAAGGAUGGUCACAAUGACUCCAUAUCCCGCUCUCAGAUCAUGGGUCGUUCUGACGAAGAGGCCAUAAAGCAGGAGAUAAAGGAAGACAACAUCGGGAACCAGUUGCUGCGUAAGAUGGGGUGGAAGGGAGGCGGCUUGGGGCGGGACGGAGAGGGCAUUGCAGAGCCCAUCAGAGUCAAGAAGCAGUUCUCCAGGGAGGGUUUAGGCUUGGACAGUGACAAAGGCAGCGGCCAGCUCAGCAAACAGGACAUUGAGGACAUCAUUCGCAAUUACGUCAGGUCGGGCCGCCAGGACGACCUCCGCUUCGCCUCCGACCUGACCAAUGAGGAGCGCAAGCAGAUCCACCAGAUGUCGCUACAUUACGGCCUAAGGAGCAAGUCGUACGGACAGGGGAGUCAGCGAUUCCUAGUGGUCAGUCGCAAAGUUGACGCAAACCAGCUCAUUGGUCAGCUCCUACAGGAAGGACAGGUGGGACGAUAUGAACUUGUAAAACCUCAGGCCUCUGAUUGAUUUACACAAACAAAUCACUGCAGUCCAUUUGUGUGAGAUAAAGCCAGUCAUGAUAUGGACUCUUUCAGGUAACGCCUGGGGUAGGGCUGCCCAAUAAUCACAUUUGAAUCACGGUCACUAUUAUGGCUGCCACGAUGAAACUAGGAUGAUCUAAAGCAUUUUGAGAGUGCGACCAAAAUAACGGUACGUAUUUCAUAGGGAUGUAACGUUACCAAAAUGUCACAGUACGAUUUUUUUUAAGGCCAUGGAAUGAUAUUGUGGAAUUGUCCCAAAAAAUAAAAAAGUCAUGGUAAAAAUGUCAGUGUUAAAGUGGCAGGAAUGUUUAGGAUAAACACACUAUAAUUUAACACAAACAUAAUGCUCAAAUGUUCUAAUCUAAUUUAUUACUGCAGACUUGUAUUUGUAAGUGCAGAGAAUUGUGCGGAAACGUCCACACAUUAGCUUCAAAUAUAUUUUUCGCGUGAUGGUUUAUCAAGUAGCUUGUCAUAUCUUUUGUGGUGUGCAAUGUCUGCUUUCCCUCCACGGCUGUGCGCCAUGACACGCGCUCUGUCGGCUUGGAAACGCAUGAGACAAUGGUACCGCUUUAGUACGCAGGGUUUCUUUCUCUGUCAGCAAUAUAACAAAGAGUUAUGAAUGGAUUUUGAUGAAAUGUUCAGGAAAUGUCCAUUCUAAACAAUUCCUCUUCUCUACUACGGCCACACUUCUCUCCCUUGCGCAGAGGAUUAUGGGAAAUGUAGUUUAUUUUUUACAUCGGCCAAUGCAAACGCGCCAGGCAAAAAAACUACACUCACCAAGUUUUUGUUUGACACCGUCAGACAUCACAGCAUUAUUGUGACUUCUUUGAAACAUUAAUAUUUACAAUACCGUUACAUCCCUAGUAUUAUUUUAAGUUUCAUUUUGAACUGAUAUCCAAUUGUGAUUUCAAUAUUAAUAAAAAUAAUAAUUUUGGCCAUAAUUGUGCAGCCAUAGCCCAGGUGGGGUAGAGUUCCUGCAAAAAGCCCUUUUUCUGCCUCUCGCAUAACCUUACAUUUCUUUGCGCAUACUUGUUAUAAGUACUACAUCUUGAUUUAUGUUCGUACCAAGCCGGAAAUAAGACUAUUCACUGUGUUAGCAUUUACCACGAGGCGAUUCAAGCGACUGAUGGUAGUAUGGCCCCAUGAACUGUGAUGGGAGUAAUGCAUCAUGCAAUACUCAACUGUGGUUUCACUUUUUCCUGGUCAUUGUACGCAAGUCACUCUUUCUGUUUAUUGGCAGACCGUAGAUGUGAAUAAACUCAAACUGAUAUCA
Nerophis lumbriciformis (worm pipefish) is the source of this 4912-nucleotide messenger RNA. It is a transcript of the gene nkrf, whose product is annotated as NFKB repressing factor. The record is from RefSeq and is a predicted model, not a curated record. Gene Ontology annotation, molecular function: nucleic acid binding. NCBI's taxonomy places the organism in Eukaryota, Metazoa, Chordata, Actinopteri, Syngnathiformes, Syngnathidae. Gene Ontology annotation, cellular component: nucleoplasm; nucleolus.